AUGGGAAUUCAGGGCUUACUGCCCCUGGUGCAGCCUGCGAUGCGCAAGGUGCAUAUGCGGGCCUUUGAGGGCAAGCGUGUGGCCAUCGACGCCUUUAGCUGGUUGCACCGCGGCGCGUAUGCCUGCGCCAUGGACCUUGCCCUCCGCAAGCAGACUGACAUGCAUGUGCGAUUCUGCAUGAAGCGGAUUGCGCUUCUCAAACAAUGUAAUAUCACCCCAAUCAUGGUCUUUGAUGGGCAGCCUCUGCCCUCAAAACGCAACGAGAACCAGCGCCGCACGGCACAGCGGCUAGAGGGCCGCAAGCGUGGCCUGGCGCUCUUGCGCGAGGGCAAGCGAGCCGAGGCCCGUCGUCAGUUUUCUCAAAGCAUCCAUAUUGAUGGGGCCAUUGCCUUUCAGCUCAUCGAAGCCUGCCGCAAAGCUGCCAUCGAGGUUCUUGUUGCCCCAUACGAGGCCGACGCCCAAAUGGCCUUUUUAGCCCACAGCGGUUAUGUCGAUGCCGUUCUCACCGAGGACUCGGAUCUCAUUGUCUACCAAGUUCCCUGCAUCAUUUACAAGCUCGAAGAGAGCGGUGAAGCCCAGCUUAUGGAAGUCAACCUGCUUUAUCGUGGUGCUCAACUGGACAGCAACAUCAAUUUUGCAUCUUGGACCCCCACCAUGUUUCGCUGGAUGUGCAUUUUGGCCGGCUGUGACUACCUGCCGUCGGCCGCUCGCAUGGGCAUCAAGAGUGCCUACCGAAUCGUCCGAACUUCUCGCAGUAUUGCUCAGAUUUGCAAGACCAUGUCUGCCCAAGGCUUUGCAGGAGAUGCCGAGUACAUGCGUGGAUUCGUCAAGGCGGAAAACACUUUUCUGCAUCAAGUCGUUUUUGAUCCUCAAACUCAGCAGCUACGCUAUCUCACGGCUUGGCCCGAGGGAUCGGAUGGCAGUCAACACAACUAUGUUGGCGAGCUGUUUGAAAACGAGCUGGCACGCGCAAUUGCCUGUGGUGCCUUGGACCCCAUGACGCACCGUCCACACCAAAGCCACGCUGAGCGGUCCGCUGCAACGGCCUCAGCCAAACGCUCGGCCAACCAAGCCCAUCACAAUGACAGGAGUCAACUCGCAGACGCAGACGCUGGUGCUGGCAACGGCUCCACUGCUGGAUUGCAUCCUUCUGCGGCCGCGGUAGCGGCCCUACCCGUGCCACAAGUCGCAGACAAGGCAUCGGCUCGCGAUUAUCUACGGCAGUUUGAGCACGGCACGGCGCAGAGUCGUACUCUGGAUGCCUUUGUCGUCACGCGUUCCUCUCGUGCUGUCAUUGCUAGCUCCGCACCCCGGGCUGGGUCUCCAGUACCCCGGUCUUCAGGGCAUGCCCCAAGUGGCCUGAGUUCGACACCGCCCACCUCUCCUACCAAGCGUCGAACGCUCCCAGCGCUGCGCAAGGCCGUCAGCCAGGACGGACAGACCAAAACGUCAGCCGAUGCCUCCGCCUACCUACAUCUACAGGCCAGCGCCAGUGUGACUCGUGGCUUCAAGCAACCCCAAAGUGCCCUGCUUCGGACCAAGCAGGAAAGCACGUCGGUGCCCUCACUCCCUGCUCGUCCAGUCAAAAGGUGA
Molecule: messenger RNA, 1593 nt
Organism: Monosiga brevicollis MX1
Lineage: Eukaryota; Choanoflagellata; Craspedida; Salpingoecidae
Exons: 8
Coding region: 1-1593 (530 amino acids)
Biological process (GO): mismatch repair; DNA recombination
Cellular component (GO): nucleus
Molecular function (GO): 5'-flap endonuclease activity; metal ion binding; DNA binding
Source: RefSeq, a predicted model, not a curated record